Molecule: messenger RNA, 1803 nt
Organism: Diplodia corticola
Lineage: Eukaryota; Fungi; Ascomycota; Dothideomycetes; Botryosphaeriales; Botryosphaeriaceae
Product: sodium hydrogen exchanger family protein
Exons: 3
Coding region: 1-1803 (600 amino acids)
Biological process (GO): proton transmembrane transport
Cellular component (GO): membrane
Molecular function (GO): antiporter activity
Source: RefSeq, a predicted model, not a curated record
AUGGCUUCCAGUAGCGCCGCCUCGCUGCCCUACCACGAGCCAGGGAUCACCACCAUCCUGACCCAGGGCUCGUUCCUGGUCAUUCUCAAUGUCAUCAAUACCAUCCUGGACAACACCGUCUACUGCGGCCUCCUCGGCCAGAUCUUCGUCGGUGUGGUCUGGGGCACCCCAGGGGCGAAAUGGCUCUCGGAGUCAACCGAAGAGGCCAUUGUCCAGCUUGGUUAUCUCGGCUUGAUACUGCUCGUAUACGAGGGCGGUCUUUCGACGUCGUUCGCGUCCCUGAAAGCCAAUCUGCUGCUCUCCGUCGCCGUUGCCGUGACAGGCAUCGGCGUGCCCAUCGGCCUCUCCUUCGGGUUGCAGGGCUUGGCCGGCGCGACACCUCUGCAGGCCUUCGCCGCGGGCGCUGCGCUCUGUUCGACCAGCUUGGGAACAACCUUCACCGUGCUUGGGACCAGCGGUCUUACGCGCUCCCGUCUUGGAGUGGUUCUCACUAGUGCUGCCAUGAUGGACGAUGUUGUAGGCCUGGCCAUGGUUGAAGUCAUCUCCAACCUCGGUGGAUCCGAUUCUUCUUUCAGUGCAACCGCCGUCAUCAGGCCUGUCUUCGUCUCGCUGGCAUUCGCCGUGCUGAUCCCGCUUGCUUGCCGCCUGAUCGUCAAGCCUGCUACUCUUUUCUUGAACAAGCACCGUGAGGCAAGCCCUUCCGGCUUGACGCAGAAGCUCUUGUCCAUGCAUCAGAUGAGCUUCUCCAUUCAGACCGCCGUCCUCGUCAGCUUCGUCGCUGGUGGCUCUUUUGCAGGCACUUCGAACCUCUUCACCGCCUACCUUGCCGGUGCAUCCAUCAGCUGGUGGGACACUGAAGUGCCUCAUUUGCCAGUUGCAAGGUCUCAGAGCACGGACGCGAGUCAUGCUGGCAGACAAUCUUCUGCCGGCGUGGUCUCGAACAGUAGUGAUUCUCAGGUGACUGACCCCGGCGAGAGCAUCCGAAGCUACUCAUCUGCUCACAUGUCUGGGAUCGCCAUCUACGAACGAUAUUACCAGCAGGCUGUGGAGAAGAUAUUGAAACCGCUUUUCUUCGCCUCGAUUGGCUUCUCCAUUCCCAUUUCUCAAAUGUUUACCGGCUCUGUUGUUUGGCGUGGGAUUGUCUACACAAUCCUGAUGGUAUUCGGGAAACUGGUAUGUGGUCUCUGGCUAGUCCGUUUUUCUGUUUCGCCGUACAUCCCCGAGCGUCUUAAACUCCGUAAGCUCCGCAUGCCGUCGACGCCCCACCUCUGGGGUGCAUCAGCGAAGAAGGAAGCCAAAGCCGAGCGGACGAAAGACCCGAACGGGAAGCACAGCCACCCGGAUGCUCUCCGACCUCAACGUGAAGAGCAGCAGAUCCCAUCUCAAGCACAGGCAUCUCCACGAAGCGACGAGACGGCUCGGCAGCACGGCUCGUCGCCCGAACAGGACGAGCAUGCUGACAAUAGCACGCCUGCCCUCCGGCAUACCUCGCGCAACCCCAAGAAACCCAUUUCCCUGUACCCGGCCUCCAUCGUUGGCAGUGCAAUGGUGGCGCGUGGCGAGAUCGGCUUUUUGAUUUCAUCAGUUGCGCGGAGCAGGGGAAUAUUUGCUUCCACACUCGGCUCUUCGUCGAGUGGUUCGGACGAGAUCUUCCUCGUCGUUACCUGGGCGAUCAUGUUGUGCACGAUCAUCGGCCCAUUAGCAGUCGGACUAUUAGUCAGACGGGUCAACAAGUUGCAGAAGAACGGCGACAACGCCAUGGAAGGGAAGAGAGACGUGCUUGGCGUGUGGGGAGUGGAAUAA